AUGGAUCUAGCCAGCGAAGGACAGGAUGCAGGUGUCAGGUGGGGUGGCCCCCCAGCCCCUCCUCUUCCCGCGCCCCUCCUUUCUCACCACCCAUCACUCUCAACCCAACCACUCUCUAACAAAACCCACCUCCUUCUUCUGACCGUUAGAUGGUGCAGACCCCAAAUUAAUGGCGGAGACAAGAGAAGGACGAAAGCAUUCAACACAGUGCUCUCUGAUGCAAAGGGGAAGAAUGAAAACUUCGGGGAGCUUGAAGAUGUGUACAAAAAGGGUCAUAACGAAGACACACCACGUGCAGCGAGGAAUGCGUGGCAAAGGGUAGCGACGGAAACAGUUGAGGUUGAGGGUGGGCGAGCGACGAGGGGUAAGAAAAGGAUGAGAAAGAAGAGAGUGGAAGAAAAGAUGGUUUCGUUUUUCAAGAGGUUGGUGAAACGUGUGGUUAAACAGCAGGAGGUCCUGCAGAACAAAUUGGUGGCGGCGAUUGAGCGAAUGGAGAAAGAAAGAGUGGAAUGGGAAGAGGGUUGGAGGCGUCGAGAAGCGGAAAUUCACGACAGAGAAGCGCUUAUGAAAGCACGUGAGCGAGAUCUGGCUUCUGAGAGAGACUCAUCCAUCGUCUCUAGCAUAGAGAAGAUUACCGGUCAAAGGUUCGUUCUUGUUUCAGGGAAAGGUCACGACCAGUUAUCUCCAAGACAUGAAAAUUGA
Messenger RNA from Sphenostylis stenocarpa, 702 nucleotides. The record is from the annotation of a GenBank genome assembly. NCBI's taxonomy places the organism in Eukaryota, Viridiplantae, Streptophyta, Magnoliopsida, Fabales, Fabaceae.